AUGGUUUCAACAACAUCACAACGAGUAUUUGUACUAUUAUCAUGUACAUUCUUAGGAUUAACAUGUGGUACCUUAUAUUUAUAUUCAUCAUACAGUCCCCAACUUGCCCAACGACUUCAUUAUUCUGCAUCUGAUUCAUCAUUCAUCGCCCUAUUGGGUACAAUUGGGGUUGCAAUUGCUGGUCCAAUUGCAGGAUCAGUGGUUGAUAAAAGAGGUUAUACAGUCUCAUUAGCAAUUGGUGGGUUAUUAAUUGUGGGUGGAUAUUUUGGAAUGAAACGACAAUUUGAUAAUUCAUAUUCAGAUUUAUCCAUGUCUGGUUCAUUCAUAUUUGCAAUUGGAUUAGGAUCAACUUUUAUUAAUUCUUCAUGUCUUAAAUGUUGUGCUAUUACUUUCCCAAGUAUGAGAGGUGUGGCAACAUCAUUACCAUUGGCAUUAUAUGGAUUAAGUGCAUUAUUUUAUUCAGUUAUCGCUUCGGUAUUUUAUCCUGGUGAUACUUCUAAUUUCUUGGGAUUUGUGGGAUAUUCAAUUAUUAUUAUAUUAAUUAUUUGCGCCCCAAGUGUCAUCAUGGCCGAUUAUGAACAUAAACCAAAAAGAUCAAUCAAAUCAGAAUAUAAACCAACUGAUCCUUUAUCAUCAUCGUCAUCACAUCUGAAAUCAACAAAUUUAUUCUAUAAUCCAAAAUUCUGGUUAAUUUUCGCCAUAACAGGAACUUUAGCUUCUUUGGGACAAAUGUAUAUCUAUUCAGUCGGAUAUAUGGUCAAAGCAUUAGUCAGUUAUACAAUCAGAAAUGGAGUCGAUAUCACCCCAAUCUCAAUCGAAGAAACCGAAACUGUAAUUCAACACGAUCAACAAUUUCAAGUUGGUCUAUUAUCAAUUGCAAAUUGUGUAGGGCGGAUUCUUUCUGGUAUACUUGGAGAUUUCAUCACUCAAUCAUUUGGAUUACCUAGAACUUGGCUUUUGUUCUUCCCAUCAAUAGGUAUGACAAUUACGCAAUUAUUAAGUUUCCAUAUUAAGAAUUAUGCAAAAUUACCCGUGGAUUCAUUAUUGACUGGAUUAUUCUAUGGGUUUACAUUUUGUAUCAUGCCAACUAUAGUUGGUGAUAUGUUUGGCAUGGAUAAUUUUUCAUAUAAUUGGGGGAUUGUCGCUUUGGCCCCAAUUUUCCCAAGUUAUUAUUUCACCAGUUUGUUUGGGAAAAUAUACGAUUCAAAAUCAAUUUCAAGUGCCAGCAAUACAAAUGAUGCCGCCGCGGGGACAAGUGCCGCUGGUGGGUUAGUUUGUAUGUUGGGCAAUCAAUGUUAUAAUUCAAUUUUUAAGAUUACUUUCUCGGUGAGUAUAUUAUCAAUUAUCUUGGUGCUGAUUUUAACUAUUGGGCAAUCAUGUUGGUAUGGAAGGAAGACUGAAAAUAAAAGAAUAAAACCCCUUCGUCUUGCUUCGCCUUCUUCAGUAUUACCUAUGGCUUCACCUUUGAAGUUUCAAUUUAAUGAAAAGGAUAGCUAA
Molecule: messenger RNA, 1497 nt
Organism: Hemisphaericaspora subhashii
Lineage: Eukaryota; Fungi; Ascomycota; Pichiomycetes; Serinales; Debaryomycetaceae
Exons: 1
Coding region: 1-1497 (498 amino acids)
Cellular component (GO): membrane
Source: RefSeq, a predicted model, not a curated record